Messenger RNA from Pelodiscus sinensis (Chinese soft-shelled turtle), 987 nucleotides. NCBI's taxonomy places the organism in Eukaryota, Metazoa, Chordata, Testudines, Trionychidae. The record is from RefSeq and is a predicted model, not a curated record.
AUGAUGCCAGCCGACAAUCACACCUCUUAUGCCCCUGUAACAUACAUCCUGACUGGCUUCCCGGGUACGGAGGAGUCUCAAGUCUGGCUCGCCACCCCCUUCUGUCUGAUGUACAUUUCAGCCCUUUUGGGGAACUCUCUCCUCCUCUUCAUCAUAGCGACAGAACAAAACCUCCAUGAGCCCAUGUACCUUUUCCUCUCCAUGCUGGCUGCUGUUGAUCUGCUGUUAUCCACCACCACAGUGCCCAAGAUGCUGGCCGUGUUCUGGUUCAGAGCAGGGGAAAUUUCUUUUGCUGCCUGCCUCACCCAGAUGCUUUUCAUCCACAUCAGUUUUAUUGCUGAGUCGGGCAUCCUGCUGGCCAUGGCGUUUGAUCGGUACGUUGCCAUCUGCAACCCCCUGAGAUACACCACCCUGCUCACCAAGCCUGUGAUCGGGAAGAUCGGGCUGGCGGUUCUCACAAGGAGUUUCUGUCUCAUUUUCCCCGUUGUCUUUCUUGUGAUGCGGCUGAAGUUCUGCGGAACCAACCUCCUGCCUCACACCUAUUGCGAGUACAUGACCAUAUCCCGGCUGGCCUGUGACGACAUCACAGCCAACUUAUGGUACGGGGUCGCCAUGGCUAUUUUAGCAAUUGGCUUGGAUGCUGUGCUCAUUGCUGUGUCUUACGUGCUGAUCCUCAGGGCCGUUUUCCGGCUCCCGUCCAAGGGAGCCCAGCUCAAGGCCCUGCGCACCUGCGGCUCCCACGUCUGUGUCAUCCUGAUGUUCUACAUGCCAUCUUUUUUGUCCUCUUUUGCCCACCGGAUAAAGCACAUCAUCCCCGGUUACAUUGUCAACCUGGUAGCCAACCUCUAUGUGUUCAUUCCCCCCAUGUUAAACCCCAUCAUUUAUGGGGUGACAAUGAAAGAGAUCCCGAAGCAGGUGAUGAAGGUGUUUUAUAGAUGCUGCAGCAGAGGCGCAAGCAACAGAAAUGCCUUGGGACUUGGAAAUUAA